AGCAGACAGCUACACGCUACAAUGGUUUCCCACAAAUCUGCAACACCAAGAGUUAUCUUUUCGCGUCAUGGACAAACCGAAUGGUCCAAGUCUGGCCAACACACCUCUGUCACCGACAUCCCGCUCACCGAGUUCGGGAUCAGACAGAUGACGGCGACGGGGAAGGCGUUGAUUGGAGAAUCACCUUUGCAGCUCAUCAAGCCAGCUCAUUUGACCACGGUGAUCUGUUCCCCACGUUUGCGCGCGCAACAGACGGUUGAGUUGUUAACGAAGUCGUUGACAGCCGAGCAGAAGCGCUACACCAUCGAGAUCAAUGAAGACAUCAGAGAGUGGGACUAUGGUGACUAUGAAGGGUUGUUGAAGAGAGAAAUCCAAGCCUCACGCUCCGAGCGUGGCUUAGGCGAUAACUGGCUGAUUUGGAGAGAUGGCUGUGAAAACGGAGAGACCUACGAACAGGCAACCGUGCGGAUUGACAGACUCAUUGCCAAGAUCCGUGUCAUUCACCAGAAGGCGUUUGACGAAGACAUGCCUUGUGAUGUACUUGUUGUUGGUCACGGGCACAUUUUGAGGUGUCUUGCUGCAAGAUGGUGUGGCUGGCAGAUCAACCAGGACCCGAAGUUCGUAUUGGAUGCCGGUGGUGUGGGGGUGUUGAGCUACCAGCACCAUUGUAUUGACGAACCGGCCUUGUAUUUGACCGGAGCGUUUGUGGUUCCACCAGAUGAGAUGUGUGAGAACUAGUAGAGAAGAGGUAUUUAUAGAGCAGCGAAAGUGUAUGAAGCCGGAACGUGCAUUGGAGAGCUUGGUGGAAGUAAAGUCUUUGAGUUGCUAAGGAUCCUUCACUAAGGUUUUAUACAUUAUCAAAUAUCCUAGAAGAAACAUGAUUGUGCUCGCGAAGCAUAGAAGAGUAAUGACGAGAUCUCUGUGAUUUCUACAUACCAGUGCGGUUCGCCUGAAGCACCAAACAGAAAUGUCUCUGGUUCAAAGUACACACGAGUCUAUGUUACAAUCUAAUUGAUUAUUGAA
Molecule: messenger RNA, 1023 nt
Organism: Babjeviella inositovora NRRL Y-12698
Lineage: Eukaryota; Fungi; Ascomycota; Pichiomycetes; Serinales
Exons: 1
Coding region: 22-738 (238 amino acids)
Biological process (GO): ribose phosphate biosynthetic process
Molecular function (GO): sedoheptulose-bisphosphatase activity
Source: RefSeq, a predicted model, not a curated record